Molecule: messenger RNA, 5558 nt
Organism: Ficedula albicollis (Collared flycatcher)
Lineage: Eukaryota; Metazoa; Chordata; Aves; Passeriformes; Muscicapidae
Gene: SUPT6H
Product: SPT6 homolog, histone chaperone
Exons: 36
Coding region: 40-5199 (1719 amino acids)
Biological process (GO): nucleosome organization; mRNA transcription by RNA polymerase II; positive regulation of transcription elongation by RNA polymerase II
Cellular component (GO): transcription elongation factor complex
Molecular function (GO): histone binding; DNA binding; nucleosome binding
Source: RefSeq, a predicted model, not a curated record
UUUCCUCUUUCCCCAGCUGCUGUGUGAGAGGCUGUAGCCAUGUCUGACUUUGUGGAGAGCGAAGCAGAGGAGUCAGAGGAAGAGUACAACCAGGAUGGGGAGGUUGUACCCAGAGUAACCAAGAAGUUUGUAGAGGAAGAUGAGGAUGAUGAGGAAGAGGAGGAGCUGAACCUCGAUGAUCAGGAUGAGCAGGGGAACCUGAAAGGAUUCAUUAACGAUGAUGAUGAUGAGGAAGAAGAGGAGGAAGGCAGUGACUCUGGAGACUCCGAGGAUGAUGUUGGCCACAAAAAGAGAAAGCGCACUUUUGAUGACCGCCUGGAGGAUGAUGACUUUGACCUCAUUGAAGAAAACUUGGGUGUUAAAGUCAAAAGACAAAAAUUCAGGCGUGUGCGAAAAAUGUCUGAUGAUGAGGACGAUGAAGCAGAGGAUUAUGGAAAGGAAGAACAUGAGAAGGAAGCCAUUGCUGAAGAGAUCUUUCAGGAUGGUGAAGGCGAGGAAGGAGGGGAGGCUGUGGAAGUUCCUGUUGCUCCACAGGAAGAGGAAGAGGAGGAGGAGGAAGAUGAAUCUGACAUUGAUGACUUCAUUGUGGAUGAUGAUGGACAACCUCUGAAGAAGCCAAAAUGGAGGAAGAAGCUUCCAGGAUACACAGAUGCUGCUUUGCAGGAAGCCCAGGAAAUCUUUGGUGUGGAUUUUGACUACGAUGAGUUUGAGAAGUACAAUGAGUACGACGAGGAGAUGGAGGAGGAGUAUGAAUACGAGGAUGAGGAAACCGAAGGGGAGACACGCGUGCGGCCCAAAAAAACGACCAAGAAACGUGUCAGUCGCCGCAGCAUCUUCGAGAUGUACGAGCCCAGUGAGCUGGAGAGCAGCCACCUCACAGACCAGGACAACGAGAUCCGCAUGACAGACAUGCCUGAGAGGUUCCAGCUGAGAUCCAUCCCAGUGAAGAGUGCUGAAGAUGAUGAGCUGGAGGAGGAAGCUGACUGGAUUUAUAGGAAUGCAUUUGCAACGCCCACCAUCUCCUUGCAGGAAAGUUCUGACUACCUUGACCGUGGACAAGCCAGCAGCUUCAGCCGCAAGGGGCCCAGCACCAUUCAGAAGAUUAAAGAAGCCCUGAAUUUCAUGAGGAAUCAGCAUUUUGAGGUCCCGUUCAUCGCCUUCUACAGAAAGGAGUAUGUGGAGCCAGAGCUGCACAUCAACGACCUGUGGAGGGUCUGGCAGUGGGAUGAGAAGUGGACCCAGCUGAAGAUCCGCAAGCAGAACCUGACACGACUGUUUGAGAAGAUGCAGGCCUACCAGUAUGAGCAAAUCUCUGCUGACCCAGACAAGCCCUUGGCUGAUGGAAUAAGGGCCUUGGAUACUACUGACAUGGAGAGGCUGAAGGACGUGCAGUCCAUGGACGAGCUGAAGGACGUGUACAAUCACUUCCUGCUGUACUACGGGAGAGACAUUCCCAAGAUGCAGAAUGCUGCCAAGGCCGCUCGCAAAAAGCAAAAGCGGAUCCGGGAGGAUGGUGAAGAGGAGGAAGGUGAAGGGGAGGAUGCAGAGGAUGAUGAGCAGAAGGGGCCUGAGCUGAAGCAGGCUUCCCGAAGGGAUAUGUACACCAUCUGCCAGGCAGCUGGGCUGGAUGGCUUGGCUAAGAAAUUUGGUCUGACACCUGAGCAGUUUGGAGAGAAUCUCCGAGACAGUUACCAGCGUCACGAGACAGAGCAGUUCCCUGCAGAGCCCCUGGAACUGGCCAAGGAUUAUGUGUGUAGUCAAUUCCCAAGCCCGGAAGCAGUGCUGGAAGGAGCUCGGUACAUGGUGGCUUUGCAGAUUGCCAGGGAGCCCUUGGUCAGACAGGUCCUGAGACAGACUUUCCAAGAACGAGCCAAAAUCAACAUUUCACCAACCAAAAAAGGGAAGAAGGAUAUUGAUGAAGCCCACUAUGCCUAUUCCUUUAAAUACAUGAAGAACAAGCCUGUGAAGGAGCUGAGAGACGACCAGUUCCUGAAAAUGAGCCUGGCAGAGGAUGAGGCACUGCUCACCAUAGAUAUCAGCAUUGACAUGAAAGGAGUGGAGGGUUAUGGCAGUGACCAGACAUACUUUGAGGAAAUCAAGCAGUUCUAUUACCGGGAUGAGUUCAGUCACCAGGUGCAGGAGUGGAAUCGGCAGCGCACCAUGGCCAUCGAGCGCUCCCUCAACCAGUUCCUCUACGUGCAGAUGGCCAAAGAGUUAAAGAACAAGCUCUUAGUGGAGGCCAAGGAAUAUGUCCUCAAGGCUUGCAGCCGCAAACUGUACAACUGGCUGAAGGUUGCUGCGUACAGGCCAGAUCAGCAAGUGGAGGAAGACGAUGAUUUCAUGGAUGAAAACCAAGGGAAGGGGAUCCGGGUGCUGGGCAUUGCGUUUUCAUCAGCCAGGGACCACCCUGUGUUUUGUGCCCUCGUUAAUGGAGAGGGUGAGGUGACAGAUUUCCUCCGAUUGCCACACUUCACAAAGAGAAGGAAUGCCUGGCGUGAGGAGGAGAGAGAAAAGAAGGCCCAGGAUAUUGAAACAUUGAAAAAAUUCCUCUUAAACAAGAAGCCUCAUGUGGUGACAAUUGCAGGCGAGAACAGGGAUGCUCAGAUGCUGAUGGAGGAUGUAAAGAGAAUUGUUCAUGAGCUGGACCAAGGGCAGCAGCUGUCCUCGAUUGGAGUGGAGCUGGUGGAUAAUGAACUGGCCAUCCUCUACAUGAACAGCAAGAAGUCUGAGAAUGAAUUCCGGGAUUACCCCCCUCUGCUGCGUCAGGCCGUGUCCCUCGCUCGCCGCAUCCAGGACCCCCUCAUAGAGUUUGCCCAGGUCUGCAGCUCUGAUGAGGACAUUCUCUGCCUGAAACUCCACCCUCUGCAGGAGCACGUGGUGAAGGAGGAGCUGCUGAACGCGCUCUACUGCGAAUUCAUCAACCGUGUGAACGAGGUGGGGGUGGAUGUGAACAGGGCCAUUGCUCACCCCCACAGCCAGGCUUUGCUGCAGUACGUGUGCGGCCUGGGACCACGCAAAGGCACUCACCUGCUGAAGAUCUUAAAACAAAACAACACCCGUCUGGAGAACAGGACCCAGCUGGUUACGAUGUGUCACAUGGGACCCAAAGUGUUUAUCAACUGUGCUGGCUUCAUCAAAAUUGACACAGCAUCACUGGGUGAUAGCACUGAUUCCUACAUUGAAGUCCUAGAUGGCUCUAGGGUCCAUCCUGAAACCUACGAAUGGGCAAGGAAAAUGGCAGUGGAUGCCCUGGAGUACGAUGAGUCAGCUGAGGAUGCAAAUCCUGCAGGAGCUCUGGAGGAAAUCCUGGAAAACCCCGAACGCCUGAAAGACCUGGAUCUCGAUGCCUUUGCUGAAGAACUGGAAAGACAGGGCUAUGGUGACAAGCACAUCACUUUGUAUGACAUUCGAGCUGAGCUAAGCUGCAGAUACAAGGACCUGAGAACCCCGUACCGUUCUCCCAACACAGAGGAGGUCUUCAAUAUGCUGACCAAAGAAACUCCAGAGACAUUUUACAUAGGUAAAAUGAUCAUCUGCAAUGUGACUGGGAUUGCCCACAGGCGCCCACAGGGAGAGAGCUACGACCAGGCGAUACGGAAUGACGAAACUGGCCUUUGGCAGUGCCCUUUCUGCCAGCAGGACAACUUCCCAGAGCUCAGUGAGGUUUGGAACCAUUUUGACAGCGGUUCCUGCCCAGGUCAGGCCAUUGGAGUGAAGACACGUCUGGAUAAUGGUGUUGCUGGCUUCAUCCCAACAAAAUUUCUUAGUGACAAGGUGGUCAAGAGGCCAGAAGAAAGGGUGAAGGUGGGAAUGACUGUCCACUGCCGCAUCAUGAAGAUUGACAUCGAGAAAUUCAGUGCAGACCUGACCUGCAGGACCUCAGACCUGAUGGACAAGAACAAUGAGUGGAAACUGCCCAAAGACACCUACUAUGACUUCGACUCUGAGGCAGCAGAUCACAAGCAGGAAGAAGACAUGAAAAGAAAGCAGCAGAGGACAAUGUACGUCAAGAGGGUAAUUGCUCACCCAUCAUUCCACAACAUCAGCUUCAAGCAAGCAGAGAAGAUGAUGGAGACCAUGGACCAAGGGGAUGUGAUUAUUCGGCCAAGCAGCAAAGGGGAUAAUCAUCUGACUGUCACCUGGAAGGUCAACGAUGGCAUUUACCAGCACGUGGAUGUCCGGGAAGAGGGCAAGGAGAAUGCCUUCAGCCUGGGCUCCAUGCUCUGGAUUAACACAGAGGAGUUUGAAGACCUGGAUGAAAUUGUUGCUCGUUAUGUCCAGCCAAUGGCUUCCUUUGCCAGAGACCUGUUGAACCACAAAUACUACCAGGACUGCAAUGGUGGAGACAAGAAGAAGCUGGAAGAGCUCCUGAUAAAGAGCAAGAAAGAGAAGCCAACAUUUAUUCCAUACUUUAUUAGUGCCUGUAAAGACCUACCUGGUAAAUUCCUCUUGGGAUACCAGCCUCGAGGCAAACCAAGGAUAGAGUAUGUGACAGUGACACCAGAGGGAUUCCGCUACCGGGGCCAAGUCUUCCCUACAGUGAAUGGACUUUUCCGAUGGUUUAAGGAUCACUAUCAGGACCCUGUUCCAGGUAUCACCCCCAGCAGUAGCAGUCGGACCAGGACUCCAGCCUCCAUUAAUGCUACCCCAGCUAACAUCAACCUGGCAGAUCUGACACGUGCAGUGAAUGCUCUACCACAGAACAUGACCUCCCAGAUGUUCAGUGCCAUCGCUGCAGUGACAGGCCAGGGACAGAACCCAAAUGCCACCCCAGCACAGUGGGGCUCCAGCCAGUACGGCUAUGGAGGCAGCGGAGGCGGCAGCAGCGCGUACCACGUCUUCACAACUCCAGCCCAGCAGCCGGUGGCCACCCCUCUGAUGACUCCCAGCUACUCCUACACUACUCCCAGCCAGCCCAUCACCACACCCCAGUACCAGCUCCAGGCCAACACCACACCCCAGUCCUCCCAGUCACAGCCAUCGUCCAGCUCCAGGCAGAGGCAGCAGCCAAAGACCAACACCCAUGCUGCCAUCGACUGGGGCAAGAUGGCCGAGCAGUGGCUGCAGGAGAAGGAGGCUGAGCGGAGGAAACAGAAGCAGAGGUUGACCCCUCGCCCCUCUCCCAGCCCCAUGAUCGAGAGCACGCCCAUGUCCAUCGCCGGGGACGCCACGCCUCUCCUGGAUGAGAUGGAUCGAUAGGACCUGACACCCGACACCUCUGCUCUCUCCUCCUAGGAAGGGGGAAGGAGAGGAAACAAUAGGAAGCAACUUCCCUUAGACACAUAACUCCUGUUUUAUACGUCGUGGGAUGGUGGGAAAUGACUCUUGGUGAUGUGCACCUGAGCAAGAGAAUAGACUCGGCAGGGCUGGUUUAAAAAUAUAUACUAUAUAUAAGAAAAAUAUAUCGUAGAAAGGAACACUGCAUCAGCCUCUGCGUUCUAGGCUCCGGUUUUGAGGCACCUUGGAAACUUAGCAAAGCAAAACAUGAGGUCAAAGGAGUCUGUCCUUGUACAUGCACAGCACUCUGCUUUCACCCCAAAGACUGGGAAGCAAACGGA